Messenger RNA from Colletotrichum chrysophilum, 2832 nucleotides. RefSeq lists its product as uncharacterized. The transcript is spliced from 4 exons. Bases 1 to 2832 code for a protein of 943 amino acids. The record is from RefSeq and is a predicted model, not a curated record. Lineage: Eukaryota; Fungi; Ascomycota; Sordariomycetes; Glomerellales; Glomerellaceae. Gene Ontology annotation, biological process: dephosphorylation. Gene Ontology annotation, molecular function: phosphatase activity.
AUGAAAGCUGCAGCAGCUGGGGUGGUCGAGAACGUCCAGGGCAUCAGCGGCGGAGUCACCUCCACCGGCACCCUUCGUCUGACCGACUACCACCUCGUCUACUGCGUCCCGGUCAAAGCCUCAAAGGACCAACCGCUCCCUCAACCGCCGAACCAAGCACCCAAGACUCGCGAAUCAUGGAUUACGUUUCCUAUCCUGUCAAAUGUGCAACUCCGGCUCAUGCCCCCGACCACUGGCAUUCAUAGCUCAAUCCGCAUCCGCUGUCGCGACUUCGUCUUCGUCACCUUCACAUUCCAAGACGACAAAGCUGCCAAGGAGGUGUUCGAGUUCAUCAAGGCCCGAACCUGCAAGCUUCCCUCCGUCGAGUCGCUCUUCGCGUUCCAUCAUAAGCCCUCCAAGGUCGAAAAGCACGUCAAUGGCUGGCACAUCUACGAUCCGAGAGCCGAGUUCCGUCGACAGGGUAUUAGCGAGAAGUCGGCGGACUUGGGAUGGAGAAUCAGCAACAUCAACAAGGACUAUACCUUUUGCGACACGUACCCUGCCGUUCUUGUGGUUCCCUCUUCCAUCUCCGAUAAUGUCCUCAAGUACGCCAAGGAUUACCGCUCUAGAAACCGCAUCCCGGCUCUUAGCUAUAUUCACAAGGUCAACAACUGCACCAUUACUCGCAGCGCCCAGCCCUUGUCGGGCAUCACCAGGAAAAACAAUGUUCAGGACGAGAAGCUUGUGUUGGCGUCGUUCGCGGAGCGUGUUCCCCGGACCAGCGUCGACUCCGAGCAGCCUCCCCAGUUGCCGGCUUCGGAGACCACCAGUCUUUCAGAGCUCGAGAAGUACGAGGAGAGCAUCAUCGAGGAUGCUGCGCCCAAGGUUUACGACGAGAAGACUGGCAAGAGGCUUGUUUAUGGAGCUCAGCAAGCCAACAUGAUUGUCGACGCCCGGCCCACUGUCAACGCUAUGGUCAACCAAGUCCAAGGAAUGGGAUCGGAGCCCAUGGACCGCUACCCUGGUGCCACAAAGGCCUUUAUGAACAUUGAGAACAUUCACGUCAUGAGAAACUCUCUGAACAAGGUUGUGGACUGCAUCAAAGACGCAGAUGUCUCGCCCUUGCCGCCUGACCAAAACGCCCUCUUUGCAACUGGCUGGCUCAAGCACACCGCAGCAGUGCUCAACGGUGCUGAGAUUAUUGCUCGACAGAUCUGGUACAAGCACUCUCAUGUGUUGAUCCAUUGCUCUGAUGGUUGGGACCGCACAAGUCAGCUCAGCGCCCUUGCUCAGAUCCUCCUGGACCCAUACUUCCGUACCAUUGGGGGAUUCAUGGUUCUGGUGGAGAAGGAUUGGUUGUCUUUUGGCCACAUGUUCAGACUGCGGUCUGGACCCUUGAACCAUGAGAGCUGGUUCAAUGUUCAGAGAGAUGGCAUGGCUGGUCAAACCGUCCAGCCUGGCGAGAAUGACGGCCGCGCAGACGCAUUCCAGAACGUCAUUGCCGGAGCGCGCCGGUUCUUCAACCAGAAUAAGGAUGACCCCACAGAGCAGCUUGACGCUAUUGGCGAGGCAGCGACUGGCAAGGUUGCCAACGACGAGGCCACCGUCCCUAAGAUGAUCAGCCCCGUGUUCCACCAAUUCUUGGACUGCGUCUACCAGCUUUUGCGGCAGAACCCAACCAAGUUUGAGUUUAAUGAGCGAUUUCUUCGCCGGCUGCUCUACCACCUCUACUCUUGCCAGUAUGGAACCUUCCUAUAUAACUCCGAGAAGCAGAGACGCGAUGCCCGUGCUGCUGAGCGCACUCAGUCUGUCUGGGACUACUUCCUGGCUCGCAAGCAGGAGUUCAUCAACAAGGAUUACGAUCCCACCAUUGACGAAUACGUCAAGGGUCGUGAUUCGAUCAUUAAGACAGACCUCAAGGAUAUUAUCUGGUGGCACCAGCUUUUCAACCGGUCUGACGAGGAGAUGAACUCGAACCUGCACGCCACAGCUGCGCAGGCUCAGAACAAGGCCUCGGCCAUGGCCAACUUCCAGCCGGCGACUGAAGAGUCCUACGCGAGCAGCCAUCCUGGCACACCUCCUGACGACACUCCCGGCUCCAAGCCACCCUCGCUGGCGGCUAGCCAGUCUGUUCUCGCUGCGGUGGAAUCAUCACACACCACUCUGACACCCGAGGAGCAACGCCAGGGACGACGAUUGGAGCAGGGACAGGAGCGACACCUUCAACGGAGUGCCUCGGCUGAGAACCCGAAUGCCUUCUCGUCUAUUCGAGACGGCAUUGCGGACGGAAUCGCAAACCUCAAUAUUGGUCGCAACGUCACCGGCAUGCUCAACAACCUGGACCUCUACCAUAGGGAGAACUGGGAUCCUGAUUACCCGAGCGACACCACGAACUCUGCCGAUGCGGCGACAGUCUCUGAGUCGCAUUUGGAGUCUGCCUUAGAUUGGGGUAGUCAAGGCAUGCUGGACUGGGGCGUCAUGAGCUUUCACGGGUACAUGAUCGGCGAGGAGUCCGACAAUGAGUGGCCGCCUGCUGGUUACACGAUGAACGGUACUUUCGACGAGACAAGCGGCGACGAGAGCAGUGGCGACGAGACCAGCAUCAGUGGCGACACCACCAAUGGCAGCCAAAUGAGCAGCGACAGCAUGUCCACGGCCGACAGCGACGACAUGAGCCUUUGUGAGGACACCAUCGUCCCCAUCACCGAGAGCGACCUCAUCCCUGACGGUCUUGACAACAGCUUCGAUGAGAUGGCCGACGACAGCGUCUUUGUCAUGGUGGAAGACAAUGAAGAUGCCCCCUCAGCUGAUAACGGCAGUAUCUUGCACGGGAUUCAAAUGGGUUCCCAGUGA